AUGGCGCCUCAUCUCUGCCAGGUUGGUACAGAGAAUAGACUGUAUAACGCUAAGCAUUACGACCCGGAUACCACUGAGCCAAUCAGCUCCGGCCUUCAGUCCCUGGAGGAGCUGCUGUCGUGGAAACGCAGCGAGGCCAACCCCUUUAACGUGGCAACGGUGCCCCUGGCCGAUCGGGAGCCUUCUCUGGAGACUGCUGUGAAGAACACUCCUCUGUUUCUACGUUACCUGACUGACCAGAUGCACGAGAGAGUCCCUGGUAGUAUGGUCCUCUGGUAUGACUCUGUCCUGGAGAACGGACAGCUCAAAUGGCAGAAUGAACUCAACCCAUCCAACAGAGUGUUUUUCUCAGCGUGUGAUGGUAUCUUCACCAACUAUAACUGGACAGAGCAGAGCCUGGAGAGAAUGAAGGUCUACUCAGCUGCUCAGGGCCGUCUGGCGGACAUCUUUGUUGGGGUGGACGUGUUCGCCAGGGGAGAGGUGGUGGGAGGGAAGCUGGAGACUAAUAAGGCUCUGGAGCUGAUUCGUAAACAUGACUUCUCUACGGCCAUCUUUGCUCCAGGCUGGGUGUACGAGACCAUCCCAGACAAGACUGACUUCAGGAAGGAACAGGACAAGUUCUGGUCUCUGCUGUCUGACUUCCUGUAUGUCCACCGGCCCUCGUCGCCCCUCCCUUUCAUCUCCUCCUUCUGCCAGGGUGCUGGGACCAGCCUCUACUGGAGGGGACAGCGUGAGGUGGAUCGUAGCUGGUUCAACCUGGAUGCCCAGGAGCUGCAACCCCUAUACUACAGAGAGACUGGAGGGGAGGGCUGGCUGAGGACCCAGGGCUGCCCUGAAGAUGCCUGGAGCGGGGGCAGCUCUCUGCUCGUAGAGGGACUCAUACCCUCCAUGCUGACCAAAGUCUGCGCCAGGAUAUUUUCUCUCCAGGUACCUCUAUCCUCCAGGGUCUUUGUGUCUCUGAUCUAUAAGCCGUCUCCUGGGGUCACUGUCUCUCUGGAGUUAAAGACUACUGACGCUAAACUCUGCACACACAGUGGUGUUCAGGAUAUACCUAGUGACAGUAUUGAGCCUGCUGCUUUAACAGAGGACCACCCGUUGGUGAGACAGUUCUCUCAGAGCUGUGGACAGUGGAACCCAGACGGAUGGACUGUCAGGUGUUCCCAGUUGGAGCUGCAGGACUGUGCUCUGAGGGAUGUGUGUGUGAACGUGCUGCGUGAUGGCGGAGAUCAGAACACACCCUUCAAAUGCCGGGUCGGAGAGAUUAUGAUCCUGGAUGCUGAGUCCCUCUCCGUUCCUCCCCUCCCAGUCCAGAGUGUGUGUGUCUAUGACGUGGUGUGGCUGAGGGGCGCUGAUAAACUUCACCUCAACACCACCCUGCGCUGGCGCUACCCUGCCCAGCUCGUACGCCACUUCCUGGUGUACUGGCGCCGGGUGAGGGGUCCAGACCCCCGGAUCCCAUCUGGCAGGCUGGCCCUGAUUGGCCGAGCCUACUCCCCCUUGUUCCGGGUGACUGAGCUGGCAGUUCCGGAACCUCCGGGUCUUCUAGAACUGGUGGUGGAACCCGUGUCCCGGGAGGGGUUCUGUGUUCCUGAGUCCCACUGGGGGAGGAGGAGUCUCAGUUAUACUGAGGAGAGAUCGGACCAAUCAUAA
Coregonus clupeaformis (lake whitefish) is the source of this 1650-nucleotide messenger RNA. Its product is annotated as cytosolic endo-beta-N-acetylglucosaminidase-like. Lineage: Eukaryota; Metazoa; Chordata; Actinopteri; Salmoniformes; Salmonidae. Gene Ontology annotation, biological process: protein deglycosylation. The record is from RefSeq and is a predicted model, not a curated record. Gene Ontology annotation, cellular component: cytoplasm. Gene Ontology annotation, molecular function: mannosyl-glycoprotein endo-beta-N-acetylglucosaminidase activity.